Molecule: messenger RNA, 5272 nt
Organism: Struthio camelus australis
Lineage: Eukaryota; Metazoa; Chordata; Aves; Struthioniformes; Struthionidae
Source: RefSeq, a predicted model, not a curated record
UCUCCUUCAGGUCAUUUUUCUUCAUGGAUUGGGAGAUACUGGGCAUGGAUGGUCAGAAGCACUCGCAGGUAUCAGAAGCCCCCAUGUAAAAUACAUCUGCCCGCAUGCGCCAGUUAUGCCAGUUUCUUUAAACAUGAAUAUGGCUAUGCCAUCAUGGUUUGAUAUCAUUGGACUUUCUCCAGAUGCACAGGAAGAUGAAGCUGGGAUCAAGCAGGCAGCAGAGAAUGUUAAAGCGCUGAUAGAUCAAGAAGUAAAAAAUGGAAUUCCUUCUAAUAGGAUUAUUCUGGGAGGCUUUUCCCAGGGAGGUGCUCUAUCAUUGUAUACAGCGCUUACAACACAACAAAAAUUAGCAGGUGUUGUAGCACUCAGCUGUUGGCUUCCUCUACGGGCUUCUUUUCCUCAGGGCACUAUCAGCAGUGUCAACAAGGAGAUUCCUGUUCUUCAGUGCCAUGGGGACUGUGACCCAUUGGUUCCUUUAAUGUUUGGUUCUCUUACUGUUGAGAAGCUAAAGAGUAUGAUAAAUCCAGCCAAUGUAACCUUCAGAACUUACUCAGGCAUGAUGCAUAGCUCAUGUAUUGAGGAGAUGAUGGAUGUAAAACAGUUCAUAGACAAACAUCUACCUUCUGUAGACUGAAACAAUAUGUGAGAGGCCUUCUGUAUAAAUACACCAGCAUCAACUGUGGUAGAGUGUUAAUCUUUUCACAUGCCUGAUAGGAAGCGUUACUUCUGCACCUGCAGUGUUACUACUGUGUUGCAAAUUUAUACUUAUGACAAGGAUUAAAUAAUAUACAUGUACAAGAAAUGGUAAUCUUUUUAGUAAUAAUCAUCCACUGAUGGGACUAUAAGAAUGAGGCAGCUAGGUAACAAUGCCAGAAUGUAACCUGCUCAUACUAUUUUAAGAUAUGUCUGAUUUUUUGAUUGCAGAAUUUUAAAGUAUUUGUACAAGUAAUUAAAGGCUCAGUUUGAAUGAGCAACAUAAAUGUGACUGUUUAGUGUGCUUGAGAUAUGAUCUUAAUCAUCACUGAAAAUACAUUAAAACAUUUUGUUUACGUAAUAGAUGCAUAAAAUACGCAGCAUGCAACUCAGUGGGCCUGUGAUGGUAGAAUAAAUGUUACUGAAGACAAAGCAAUGUUAAAUGUUAAUUGUUACUGCAGGUAAGGAGGGUAGUUUUCCUCCCAGAAUGACUAUGAGUCAGCAAAGGUACUUCCUGUAUUUAAACCACCCUAAUUUUUAACUGCUUUCAUACAGGAAGAUAUUGUGGAAAUUCUAAAGGGACUCCUUCCUUGUUAGACCAUCAUAUAUCGGUAUCUUUUUGCCAUUCGUGUUUAUAUUACUAUAAAUUGAUGUCCGAUACUGACUCAGAACAGAAUUCUGAAGAAGUGCAUAGGAUUAAUUUUGAGUUUCAUUUAAAAAUUCCUGUUGUCAUAUUGGAUAUUCAUCUUGCGCUUUAGUCACUGUAAUUUCUACUUGUGUGAAAUGUUGAUGAUGUAUUUUACCUGAGCAAUUCCAGAAUAUAGUUUUGAUUUUUUUUUGUUUACUUUGGAGUAGCCAUCUGAAAACAAUGCAGCUGUGCAGUUGUGCAUUGUUGAAGUCUCAUCUGCAACACAGGCAUUGACUAACCGUAAUUCUUCAGUAAUAUAAUGGAAAUUAUAAGUGGAAGUGAGAUAACUUAAUCUUUAAAUUGAUACCUUCUGAUGAUUUCCUUUAUUGCAUGCCCAACAUGAAAUUUGAUUUUUUUUUUCUCUGAAAAAGAACCUGAAAUUUUAUUUUCAAAUAUAUCACUUUACAUUUCCCUAGAUUAGUGUAGCAAAGGACUAUGAAAAACUAUUAUGGGAAAAACAAACUACAGCAUACAGAAUGUCUUUUGUUUCAGAACCCUAAAAUUCUGUAAUGCACUGGAUUGCAGAAUUUGAUGAAGCGUGCCCAGCAGCCUUUUGCAGUUAAGAGCCUUAAUUUGCCUUCUGGAAACAACUGUUUCAGUAGAGUUUAGAGGCAGUCACUGCACUAGGAGUGUUUUAUAAAAAAAUACGGUACAGUGUUUACUACAUAACAUGCUGUAUAACAAAAUGUUCUAUACUAAAAUGUUUGCAAGCAGAGAGUCCUAUUUGGGUUACAUCCAUGUUGAUGGCACUGUGCUUCGUACCUGCAUAUAAAGUUCUUACAUCUCUCCCAGCUUAAUCAAGUGAUUCUCUUUCAGUGUGUAUUAGCUCACACUAGAGGCAUAUGCCACUAAAAUGCAUAAAUUGGGAAUUAUGCAUUAAUUGCAUAAUGCGUUCACCCUCUUUACCAUAGCUGCUGCCAGAAAUUGGAGUUGUUGACCUGGUCUGAGUACUCAGUUUUCCUUGCUCUUCUUCAGAUGUUUUACACUUCAUCUUUAGGAAGCUGUUUUUCUUUGCUAAUCCAGUUUCUUUGGAUUAUUUAAUACCUCUUAAUACACAAAGUUGAAAAAGAGUUUUUCUCCAGAUUGUGCUGAAACACUUUCAGAGAUUGUGCCCCUCUGCAUGAGGAGGGGGCCUGUCUUAUUAGCUUCAGUUAGUUCAUACCCUCAGUCAUUCUGCUCUAUGUAUUUGUCAAUUUGUCUUUCAGUUAAUUUACUUCACAAAAGAAACCACAAUAUUCUCACUGUAGUUGUGCCAAAGUUACAUUGAGAAAACAGUAUUUCCUAGCUGGAGUCAUUCCCAAUUUUCAUUAGCCAAUUUUGCAGUCUUGCUGCAUUGCAAACUUGGUAAGCCAGCUCUAUGUUUUUUCCCCUAGCUUUUAGCUUGAUCUCCGUUCCCCUUUUGUCUACAUUAUUCCUUGAACAUUGGCGUAUUUCCAAAGUUCGGCACGUGCUUCUGACUUUUCUUUCCUAUUUUCUUGUCCCGUUUGGAAAUCGCUUGGUAUCUCUGUUCAGAUCUCUGCUCAGCUUCUAAUUCAGUAUCUGUUCAUUUCACCAAUAUGUUCUUUCUUCUGCUGGAAUUAAUUUAAAAAACUAUUUCUAAGAUAUUAAAAUGAGAUCAGUUCUAGCUUUAAUCUCUGUUAGCUCAACAACACUUUCUUCUGUUUGAUGCAUUCUUUUCAGAGCUUGUGGCCAGUUUCUAGUACUUAAUGCAUUUUUAUUCAAGUCAGCUUCAGCUGUUGUCUCCUUGAUGCCUUCAGAUGUUCUUCUAGAAGUGAAUGCUUUGUGUACUAACUCUAGCGUAACAAGAUUUUUUUUCAUACUGUUGUGUUGCUGCCUGCUUUAUCUGUAAAGAGCUUUGUUACCAAUAUAAAUAUAAGUAAAUGUCUUGACUCAUUCUGAACUUCUGUAUUCUAGGAAGAAAUCUUCCUUUCAAGUUUUAUUUUGGCGGGGGAAGAUAAGCAUGUCGUAAUUGGGGGUGUUAAAGAGCCCAGAUGCUAGAGGAAGUUUCAAGGAUGCAUUUGAAGCCUGUUGUGUUUCCUCCCAUAGUACAGCAUGUCUCUUUAGCUCCUGUCUUUUGUAAUUUCCCAGCUAUUUGGAAACCUGAGUGUAUGAUUCUGUAGCUGAGCUUCUUCACUGUCUGAUGUGAUUUGAUGCUGGGAUUAUUGUCAUAAUUGGCAUGUGUUUUAGGCUGAACAAUAAUUUGGCCGUAGGAUUUUUGUGCUUUUUGUUUUCUGUUCUUUUUAAUGAUGCUCUACUAAAAGGGAGGAGUUGGACUGUCAGUGUUCUGAAUACCAAGAUCCUGUCCUCCUAACCUAAAAUUUGAAACUGUCCGAUAAUAAAUAUUUAUCUUUUUGUGAUGUUAAACUUUCCCAAAAGAGAGAUGAUACCUACCAAGUGUGUGAAAACAAUGAUACGAAAAUUUAUUUUGUUUGUAGACCACUUUAUUUCAAUGGGUAUCUAACUCCCUCAUAAUACGUUUUUAAUUUCAAAUUGAUACUUAAAUGUUACUGUAGUUUUAUGUAAUCAGAAGCCUGAGUUCUUGUUGGAAUUCUGCCUACUUGUUAAUAAACACAGACUGAAUUAUGUAUUGUAGGCUAAAUCCUCUAGCCAUUCCUGAGGUAAAACUAUACUGGGGUCUGUACCCUAGUGAGGGCUGUACGAUUUAGUUUUUACCUCCUAUCUUGUAUAAUUACAACACAGUAGAUUGCUGAAAAGCACUGUACACUGUAACUGGUAUUAGAACUGUUAAUUAAAACACAUUCUCUCUAAUGGAGUACAUUGCACUUCAUUAAAAAUAUUAGGUUGCAUCUUUUAUGUAGAGAUGCUAUUUGACAUGUUAACAGAUUUGAUCAACAACAUACUGUGUAAAGAUGUUAAUGAAGCCAUACGUGAAAGGCCUGGGUAUCUUAAAUUUUAUAAAGAAAUACUGAACACUUGCUCUUUGUGUUAUGAAGUAUUAGCAAUUUAUAUUUAGUUAAACCCUUAAGAUGUAAUUUACUUAAUUUGCUCAUUUUAUUUAUGAUAAGAAAUCUGAACUUUUGUUGAAAUUAUUUCUGAUGGGGAAAGUGUGAAAUCUUUCAGUUUUUAUAAUUACGAAAUAAAUUUCAGUCAGUGUUUGGGAAAGUACUAAAGACUUUUUCAUACUUACCUGAAAGAUGUCCAGGUUUCAUGUGCUGUAUAACAGGCACUUCAGACGCUUCUUGCAAAUAUAUUUCAUUGUAAUGUAUGUAUGAUUCUAUAAUACAAAAGAGUGCUGAUUUGUAGUUACUAAAAAGGAACAACCAUCAGUCAGGACCAGUUCGUGUUUUGCUGCCUUGUUGAGAGCGUGUGAAGUAUAAUACCAUUUUUCAUAUUCAAAGUUAAUUUUCACUUAAUGUGCUUUCUUUGAAUUUGCAGUAAUUUUAAAGGGAGAGAAAAUAAUUUUUUUUCCCUAAUACUUUAUUCUAGGACACUGCAGAACCAGUCUUCAGACUGUGUACUGUUAUGCUUUUCUUUGGGGGUUCUGCAGUGUCAGGGAAGCCUUUCCAGUUAUUAGGUUUAGGUUAACUGUAGUGUUUGAGGUUGAUCAGUGGUAUAGGUACUAUGAGGCACUGUCUGGAAAAAAUGUGGAGAUUACGUAGGAAGAGAUACUGUCCUUAGCUGAAGAAAUUUGAGAGGGGCACAGGAUUAUCCUGUAGUCAAGGUAGACUUUCCUUCUCAGGAGCACUUUAAAGCAACUGAAAGACUGCUUGUCUCCAACAAUGGCAUCUAAAAGUCAGUGUGGAGUAUUAUGUUUAUGAAGUUCAUGAAUGUAUGGAAAUGCAUGUCAGACGCAGUGCUAUAUGUGAAUAUUUGCAGGUAACAAUAUAUGAAGAGCUAAUAACAAUAAAGAUGCAAUAAUAUGCACAGUAA